Amoebophrya sp. A25 is the source of this 1576-nucleotide messenger RNA. The record is from the annotation of a GenBank genome assembly. Lineage: Eukaryota; Dinophyceae; Syndiniales; Amoebophryaceae.
UUUGGAUGAACAUAUCACAAUUAUACGCGUAUAUUAAGCCUCCACGUGUCUUCUUCCACGUAUAUUAUACCUCCACUUAAACCUCAUAGCAUCUGUUUUUAUGGUUUUUCCUUUUCGUGUCGUGUAAGUAGCUGUACUAGAGGUACUAGGAUUUUGACAUUAUACUACAUAGUAAAAAUAAGAUGGAUUUCAUGGGUGACGCUGUGCCUGGCAGUGACCAGCACCAGCACCGCGGAGGUGGCGGUGGAGGCGGCAGCGGCAAGAAGGGUGGCGGAAAAGGCAAAGGUGGUGGUGGGAAGGGUUCUGGUGCUGGCAUAUCAAGGACACAGGCUUCGGCACCUUUCCUGGCGAAAAUACGACAGCAAAUGGCAAAUCAAGAGCAUGCGUUAGAGGAUAAGCAGAACAAGAAGAAAGCUUUGAAAGCGGAGAUGGGCAUAAAUGCAGGGAAUGUUAUGGCAAAAUUUGUUGUUAGAAGAACUAUGAACUUAGAAUUAGAUGAUGAACUAUGGCACAAUGUACAUGGAGGGGCUGUUAUGAACUAGGAGCUGAAGUUUCAGAAACUAACAUCGACUUCACUAGGCAGUGUCUCUGUAAUUCACUCCCGUAUUCAAAAAUAUAAUGUUAAAUAGAUCGCAAGUAGAAGCUACUACCGCCUGGUCUGCUAUCAUUCAGUACUACAUCCUUGAUAUGUUGAAGAUCUAAUACUCGCGAAGAGGACGACGACAUCCGAGAGCACUUGUUUGAGGACGAUUUUCAUGAGGCUGUGGUGGUUUCUGAAUCUGGUGGGCAACUCGAUGACUUCGAACAGAAGAUGGCUGACCAGCUAAAAGCAAACCGUCAAAAGGCAGAACAAGAACGCAAGGACCGCUUGGCUGAGUUGGACAAGCCGAUUACGUUCAAAUUAUCGGUGGAGAAGGAGGAAAAAAGGAAGAAACUGGAGAAGGAAAGGGAAGAAGCCGAAGCAGCAGCGAGAAAAAAAGCUGUAGAGGAGGAACAGGAGAAGCAAAAGACGCAUCCUGAGUUCUAUUGGCGAUUGAAUGAGUUAGAGAAGAGGAUAUUCGAUGCUUGUUUAGAACAGGAUAAGCGAGAUAGUCGAGAGGCGCAAAAUAAAGGAAAAGGAGAACGCUUAGCGCCAAUAUGUUUCCAUUUUAAUACGAAGCGCGGCUGCAACAAGAUGAACGAGAAAUGCGAUAGGAGACACAUCAAAAUAACCCUUCCUAAGUUUACUUCCAGCAAUUCUGUUUCUUCAGGAGCAGAUGGAACUUCAUUGAAACGUCCUGGCAAUAGUGCGGAUGUCCCACCAGCCAAGAAAAAGCCAACAGUAACACUAAGCUAUGAAGACGACGAUGAAGAUGAAAGCGACUGAGCACCAGAGCGAUUACUUACUUAUUUCUCAACAUUCUCAAUCUCAAGUUCAACUUUGACAUCUAACCUCGUGUUCCAGACCCAUGCUCUGGAUACAACAAAUCACCUAGUACAACUAACGCUUGUUCUCCAUCGAAUUCAAGGUCAUGAUCUCUAAAGUUGAAAAAUCAAGCACAACCUCGAUGCCGAAACAAAACUGCGUGCGAGAUCC